Molecule: messenger RNA, 2055 nt
Organism: Colletotrichum karsti
Lineage: Eukaryota; Fungi; Ascomycota; Sordariomycetes; Glomerellales; Glomerellaceae
Exons: 5
Coding region: 1-2055 (684 amino acids)
Biological process (GO): urea transmembrane transport; putrescine transport; spermidine transport
Cellular component (GO): plasma membrane
Molecular function (GO): urea transmembrane transporter activity; putrescine transmembrane transporter activity; spermidine transmembrane transporter activity
Source: RefSeq, a predicted model, not a curated record
AUGGUGACAGCGGCUCUCAACCAAGGUGUCGGCUAUGGCAUCGUCCUUGGCGUGGGCUUUCUUUUCGCCAUUGGCAUGAUCGCCACGACCUAUGUCCUCAAACGAUACAACAGGGAGCUCCAGACCUCUGAGAUGUUCACGACCGCCGGCAGAACUGUCAAGUCUGGUCUCGUCGGUUCCGCAGUCGUCUCAUCCUGGACUUGGGCUGCGACUCUUCUUCAGUCAUCCGGCGUAUGCUACAAGUAUGGUGUCUCAGGGCCGUUCUGGUAUGCAUCUGGUGCUACUGUUCAGAUUCUGCUCUUUGCGACGCUCGCGAUUGAGCUGAAGCGCAGAGCACCCAAUGCACACACAUUCCUCGAGGUUAUCAAGGCGAGAUAUGGCACAGCUACGCACAUCGUCUUCAUUGUGUUUGGCUUGAUGACAAACAUUCUCGUCACUCUCAUGCUGAUCGUGGGAGGUGCUGCAACAGUCAAUGCUCUGACUGGCAUGCACACCGUUGCUGCCAUCUACCUCCUGCCAGUUGGUGUCGUCGCUUACACACUCGUCGGAGGUCUUAAGGCGACGUUCCUCACUGACUGGGUCCACACCUUCAUCCUGUUGAUCAUUAUCAUCAUCUUCUCGCUCACGGCUUACGGCAACUCGGACGUGCUGGGUAGCCCCUCCAAGGUGUAUGACCUGCUUGUUGAGGCCGCACUGAGACACCCGGUCUCUGGCAAUGCCGAGGGUUCUUACUUGACGAUGAAGUCCCAGGGUGGCGUUGAGUUCUUCGUGAUCAACAUCGUCGGAAACUUCGGCACAGUCUUCCUCGACAACGGAUACUACAACAAGGCUAUCGCCGCCUCCCCCGUCCACGCCCUCCCCGGUUACAUCCUCGGUGGUCUGUCAUGGUUCGCCAUCCCCUGGCUGACGGCCACCACCAUGGGUCUCUCCGCCCUGGCCCUCGAGUCGAACCCCCGAUUCCCCACGUUCCCCGAGCGCAUGACCGAAGCCGAAGUCUCCGCCGGCCUCGCCCUCCCGUACGCCGCCGUUGCUCUCCUCGGAAAGGGCGGUGCAGCCGCGACCCUGCUGAUGGUCUUCAUGGCUGUCACCUCCGCCAGCUCCGCCGAGCUCAUCGCCGUCUCAUCCAUUUUCACCUACGAUAUCUACCGCACUUACUUCAAGCCCGACGCCAGCGGCAAGCGCCUUAUCUACAUGUCGCACGUGUGCGUCGUUAUCUACGCACUGGUGAUCAGCUCGGUCUCCGUCGGACUGUACUACAACGGCAUUUCCAUGGGAUAUCUCUACGUGCUGAUGGGCGUGCUCAUCUCUGCCGCUGUGCUACCUGCAACCCUGACCCUGGUCUGGAAGGGCCAGAACAAGUGGGCGGCGACGCUCUCUCCGAUCUUUGGUACUGCCUUUGCAAUCAUCGGGUGGCUCGUUACCGCUAAGAAGACGUGCGGUGCUCUGGAUAUCACUUGCACGGGCUCGAACAACCCCAUGUUGGCUGGCAACGUCAUUGCGUUGUUGUCGCCUCUUGUUCUCAUCCCGAUCUUCACCCUUGUCUUUGGAUUGGACAAGUAUGACUGGAAGUCGAUGAUGGCAAUUCGUAGGGGCGACGAUCACGACGUUGCCACCGAUGCGGGGCUCGAUCUCGAGGAGGACGUCCACGGUGGACGUCAAGAAACGCAGACUGAGUUUGAGCGCGAGCAAGCCAUGCUCUCGCGUGCCUUUAAGAUCUCCGUUUCCAUGACGGCCUUCAUGACCAUUGCGAUGCUCAUCCUGUGGCCGAUGCCCAUGUACGGCUCUGGCUACAUUUUCAGCAAGCCCUUCUUCACUGGUUGGGUCGUCGUCGGCAUCCUCUGGAUCUUCUGCUCUUUCUUCGCGGUUGGUCUGUUCCCUAUCAUUGAGGGGCGCGCGACUCUCAUCCAUACGAUCAAGUCGAUGGUCUCCGGAAAGAAGCCGACACGCCACAUCGCGACGCAAGGCGAGGAGCAAGUCACCGAGAAGAGCAGGCCGGGAACUGCGACACCAGAGAAGAAGAGUGAGGGGGGCAACGAGACGAUUACUUCAACUUGA